Molecule: messenger RNA, 2453 nt
Organism: Petromyzon marinus (sea lamprey)
Lineage: Eukaryota; Metazoa; Chordata; Hyperoartia; Petromyzontiformes; Petromyzontidae
Gene: GCNT2
Product: glucosaminyl (N-acetyl) transferase 2 (I blood group)
Cellular component (GO): membrane
Molecular function (GO): acetylglucosaminyltransferase activity
Source: RefSeq, a predicted model, not a curated record
GAUAACAGCAGCCCGCAGAGCGCAGCAAUAUUUAACCCACUCUUAUGCGGACCUUUCGACAAUCUGCAGCCGGUUGCUUUUCCAGGAGGGGAACCCUCCACCCAUAAAAGCGUGUAAAAAAAAACAACCCCAGAAAGCCCUCCCCUCCGCCCACCUCCCCAACUCACAUCCACAGCGCACGACCUUCGAACACGUUGACCCCGAGCCGCACAGGAAAUAUAAAUAAUACCAUCCGUUCGAAAGCAAACAAGAAAAAAUGAUACAGAAGACAUUACACGUUAACAUGCUUCAAUGGAAGCUACCUUCUACCCGGAAUUGAGUGUUGGAUCUUCUUUGCCAUGUUUUAAUAUGCAUGCAGAAGCCAACAGAUGUUCAGUGCACUGGGAAUGGAAAUUACAAAUUGUGAAGGGAGAUUUACUGCAUGCCAAAAGAAUUGCCAAACGUUGCUACCUGUAUCGAGACAGCGUUUUGCACCAAAGCAAGUACUAAAGCCUUCAAGCACAGAUAACUUGGCGAUACAUCUCAGUCACACACCACACACUGGCCAUGGCAUCAGACAAUUCCCUGCGUCUGCUGCUGCUGUAUUGCACGAUGACAAGUCUCGUUAUCUUCAGCUGCAUCUACAUGCAGAGCAAAGGCAACAACAUCUCCGAGUUUCUGUUCCCAAGCCCCAAAGUGGUCAGAUGCCGCAUUUUCUCAGAUGAGAUGUGCUUGGCAUUGAUGGAGGGACAGACCCUCACGGGCGACCUAAGGGCCCAUUGCAAGGAGAUCCAAAGGCCCACCAUGGCCAUUGAGGAGAACGUCAAUUGCAGUGCUUUCAUUGAGAAGCAGAGCUACAUCACGGAGGCACUGUCCAAAGAAGAACAGGAUUUCCCACUGGCGUACAUCAUCACUGUUCACAAAGACUUUGAGACAUUCUCCAUUCUAUUUCGUAACAUUUACAUGCCACAGAAUAUUUACUGCAUCCACGUGGAUGUGAAGUCCUCGGAGAGCUUCAAAAAGUCCAUGCAGAGACUGGCAGGAUGCUUCGACAAUGUCUUCUUGGCCUCCAGGUCCGAGACGGUCGUUUACGCUGGUUUUUCGCGCUUGAAAGCCGACAUCAAUUGCAUGCGGGACCUGGCGACCAGACCGACUCCCUGGAAGUACGUCCUGAACCUGUGCGGUCAGGAUUUCCCGCUGAGAACCAACCAGGAGAUAGUGCGGAUCUUAAAGAACAAGUGGAGAGGGAAGAACAUCACUCCGGGCAUCUUUCAACCCCCUCAUAUGAAGUGGAGGACCCAGUACGUGUACAAGGAGGUCGUAGACAAGGACAAGAAACAGAUGAUUAGAACCAAUGUUGCCAAAGGCCCCCCACCGCACGGCAUAAAUCUGUGUUUCGGAACGGCGUACUACGCAGUGACCAGAGAAUUUGUGCAGUAUGUGCUCGAUGACAAGAAAGCGCAGGACCUGCUGGAGUGGUCUCAGGAGACAUUCAGCCCCGAUGAGCACUACUUUGUGACGCUCAACAGCCUGCCAGAUGCACCCGGAGCCAACACGGUCCCUAGCUGGGAGGGCAACACUCGUGCCGUCAAGUGGCGGGACGGUGAAAAAACUCAUAAAGGGUGCAAAGGGCACUAUGUGCGGGACAUAUGUGUGUACGGAGAGGGUGACCUGGAGUGGCUGACCAAGAGAAGCGAUCUGUUCGCCAACAAAUUCGAGAUGCAGCGCUACCCACUGGUGUUGGAGUGCCUGGAGCACUGGGCCCGGCAGAGAACCCUCAACGAGUCAGAGGUCAGAAUCCAGCCCAGCUGGAGGAUUCACUAACCCAGGGAUGCAUUCAGGGAGAAGCACGUGACAAACUUCACGACUGUGAUCGCGUACGCAAUUUUUGGUCCCAGAGAGAGCGAUCCUUGCCUGCUGCUCGGAAUCAAUUCAUUCUCGUCGCCCUGACUCAACGUGGGCUGGAGCUCAUGACAAUCCUCAAGAUGACCAGCACCAGUCUGUGGCCUUGCACUUCCUCGGUUCGCUUGCGGUGGUUUUAUGUUGAGUUGCUAAUUGCGUUGGAAAUCCAUUAAAUUUAAACUUAAAAUUGUGAAGGGAUCCGCCCCAACUGAAUGCAAUUUUCUGCCCGUGAGCCAAGGCACGUGGCACUUUUUGACUGAGCGAUGUUUGCGUUUCCACGUAUCCCUCAGCGGCCCAACGAGUGCCAAUGUUUCCGAAAGAGUGCGUUGCCGUGAAUUUAAAUGGCAUAGUUUUCGUGUUUCCCAAAACAAAUGUAGACACUCAUGAAGGAAUGAUUGCUACUGUUGACGUUUUUUUUAUAUAAAAUAUAGAUAUAAAAAAUAAUAUAUAAAAACCUAAAUGAUUAUGUGAUCAUUAAUGUGGUUACUUUUAACGAUUACCUAAGAACUCUUUAUAUUCUUAGCUCUUUCGGUAAAGUCACGUUGAAGGGACACAAUAAAAUAAUAAAAAAU